AUGGAUGCCAGGCCUCAGCGGAUACGCGUCCGAGGGGACGAGAACGCCCCCAUUGGCGACCUCCCCAACAAGACUAUCCAUCACCGCAACAAAUCGACCCCGGCUUUAUCGACCGCCUUACAAAAUGGAGGCUUGAGGAACAACGCGAAACGCACCGCCUUUGCCGAUGUGAGCAACACUAGCUAUACUGUGCGAGGUAGUAAAGACGAUAUCUACCUAUCUGGCAAGAACAACAAGGCAGGCACCAUCUCUGCUGAAGACAAGAAGCCUAUCGUCCUUUCGCAGCCCGCUCAGCGCCCUGUGUCUGUCACUGGAGUCAAGGCUAUCUUGAACAGUGUUCGCCCCCGUCCCAGCGAUAAUGUCCCCAGGCAAGGCAUCACGGAUAUUACAUCUUACAACACGGCCAACAACCGCAAAUUACUUACAAAACGCAGCAAUGUGGUUUUCAAAGAUCACCUUCCGCCUGUUGUCGAGGCAAAGCCUUCCACUACUAUCAAGCAGGCAGGACCUCGGGCGAGUGACCCAGUGAAGGAAGACUUCGUUAGUCGUCCAAGCACAGCUUCUUCCCACCGAGAGUAUUCCAAGAAGGAAGCAAAAGAAGCCCCCCUUCCUGCCAAACUCAAUGACAUUGAAGUUAACCCUUCAUCUCUUGAUAUUCACUCAAAUAGCAGCUAUGUCAUUGAGCCGUCUGUCCCAAAAAAGGUUUCACUGAGCGAACCUGCCGUGCUGGAAGAAGAACAGCCAUCCAGAUCGACUCUUCCAGAAGCCGUCAGCCUUCCUGAAGUGAAAGACGCCCAAAAAUCCGAGAGUACCUUGCCUCGGGAUUCUCUCGAUCUCGCGCACACACGCUCCGACAGUGCGGUCGCACCCUCAGAGCCAGAGGAAUGGGAUGAGUUUGACGACAACGAGGAGGACGACGGCUAUGCCACAGCACGCUCACAUCCAUCUCGCAGUGAGAACACUACUGGGAGUGCAGCCAUCAUCCUAGUUCCAAAGUACAACCAGAAGGCAAAGAAGGAAAUUGCGGUUGCCAAACAAUUCGUGGAGACCUCUCGUACAACUGAUGACAUCGAAGAUGAGAUGUGGGACACUAGCAUGGUCGCUGAAUAUGGCGAUGACAUCUUUGACUACAUGAGAGAACUGGAGAUCAAGAUGCUGCCCAACGCCCACUACAUGGACUACCAACCAGAGGUUCAGUGGUCAAUGCGCUCUAUCCUCAUCGAGUGGCUGGUCCAGGUUCAUCACCGAUUCUGCCUGCUUCCAGAGACAUUGUUCCUUGCUGUCAACUACAUCGACCGCUUCCUCUCUUGCAAGAUUGUUAGUCUGGGAAAGUUGCAACUCGUUGGUGCCACUGCAAUUUUCAUCGCUGCCAAGUACGAAGAGAUCAACUGCCCCUCAGUCAAAGAGAUUGAAUACAUGGUCGACCGCGGCUAUACCGUCGAUGAGAUUUUGAAGGCCGAGCGAUUCAUUCUCAGCAUGCUGCAGUUUGAGCUGGGGUGGCCCGGCCCAAUGAGCUUUUUACGCCGAAUCAGCAAAGCUGACGAUUAUGACCUUGACACCCGUACUUUGGCAAAGUACUUCUUGGAAGUUACCAUCAUGGACGAGCGUUUCGUGGGCAGUCCGCCCAGCUAUACGGCAGCAGGUGCGCACUGUCUAGCUCGAUUUAUGCUGUGCAAGGGUGAUUGGUCGUAUGCACAUGUGUACUAUUCCAACUAUACAUACACCCAGUUGUACCCCCUAUUGAGCGUCAUUCUUGAAUGCUGCGAGAAACCGCAGAAACAUCACAAUGCAAUCUACGAAAAGUAUUCCGAUCGUCGGUACAAGCGUUCUUCAUUGUAUGUCGAGGCCGAAAUAGCCAAAGGUUUCAGCAUUCCCGACAUUCCCAAAGAGAGCCAUCGCUUUGUCUAG
Talaromyces rugulosus is the source of this 1908-nucleotide messenger RNA. RefSeq lists its product as uncharacterized. Bases 1 to 1908 code for a protein of 635 amino acids. Lineage: Eukaryota; Fungi; Ascomycota; Eurotiomycetes; Eurotiales; Trichocomaceae. The transcript has 4 exons. The record is from RefSeq and is a predicted model, not a curated record. Gene Ontology annotation, cellular component: cytoplasm; nucleus; centrosome. Gene Ontology annotation, biological process: regulation of cyclin-dependent protein serine/threonine kinase activity; mitotic cell cycle phase transition. Gene Ontology annotation, molecular function: cyclin-dependent protein serine/threonine kinase regulator activity.